This is a messenger RNA of Topomyia yanbarensis, 9659 nucleotides long. It is a transcript of the gene Nhe2, whose product is annotated as sodium/hydrogen exchanger 3. The coding region runs from base 859 to 5031 and encodes 1390 amino acids. Gene Ontology annotation, molecular function: sodium:proton antiporter activity. The transcript is spliced from 25 exons. Gene Ontology annotation, cellular component: membrane. Lineage: Eukaryota; Metazoa; Arthropoda; Insecta; Diptera; Culicidae. The record is from RefSeq and is a predicted model, not a curated record. Gene Ontology annotation, biological process: regulation of pH; sodium ion transport; proton transmembrane transport.
AACAAAGCAGAACCUGUGAUCAUUUCAGUCGCUGAACUUAGAAAUGGCGGCCGCAUUCAACCUACUGGUGAAAACGCACACUGUUGGAAGUUUCCCUUUGCAGGCAGUGCAAAACAGUGAAAAUUUUACCUUUCUCGAUCCAACGCAGACUUUUUCCAUUGUGAACGGUGUGUUUUAGUGUGAUUUUGGGGCAUACAGGUCCCUUUGAGUGUUGUGUAAGGUUUAAGGUCCGGGGGCGCUUUGACGGUUGCCCAGUUAUCGCGAAUGGAAAAUUUGGUUACAUAAGUGUUCCUGGCCAUUCGCUGGAGAAAAGUCGAUGUUCAAUGGAAGUGAUUGUUGGCUGGUGGGCGAAAGAAAUUUGGGGUGGCUGUAAAAGUUUGUGUUUUGAAAAAUGUGACGAUUGUUGCAAGCACUGUUUUUUUUAUUGCAAAACAAACUACACUAUGUGAAAAAUCGACAUGUUAAUAUCGUAAACAGUGUUUAGAGGAUAAACAAACGGAGUAUCAAAAAGGUACGCACCUGGAGAUUAUAUAAGUUUUAACCUUCAAUUUCUCCAUUCACGCAAUAUCAGACAUCGGCUAUGGUAGAGCAAGGAGCAGCCUGUCAAGAAAAUUAAAUUAACUGUACCAUCCGUACUACCAAGACCAUCACGGCCAAUCCUCGUCUAUUAUUCUUCGCCUUAGCAAAUAUUUGCUAGUGCCACAAAAUAGUCGGGCACAAACAAAUUCUAUCAAUUUCGGGAUGUUUGUUCAAUGAAACCAGGACACGAGUCUGCUGCAAACUCUCCGGGCGCAGGCAUAUAUUGACGGCUAUCGGCGCCAUAUCACUAGCGUCAUACUGGCGACCAGAGGCAGAUAGAUGAUGAGGUCAUUAGCAACCGGGGCCAAACUGCCCGUUCUAGCCGAUAACUGCUCCGAAUUGGGUAAUAUCUUGCAGGUGUCCAAGCAAGGUGGAACGUUCGACAUGGCAGCGUCCUCUCUCCAGCAGGAGGUCAAUCUGUCGCGACGGGCCUGUAGGGUACCGGACCAUAAUCAAGCUAGUUACAAUGCACAACCAAUAUUCACGGAACUUACCAAUGGUGCUAAUCCAACGCCUGCAACGUCGAAUCGAGAAGAUGCUUUUAAUCUUUGCACUGUAAAUAGAGGGAGCAGUAGUGAAACGACUAGUGAAGAUCAUAUAGUUACAAGUGGUUCUCAGUUCCAUAGGCCAGGCCAGCGAUCCUUGUUGGCCGAGGUGAAGAGUUUUAACAGUUACCGGCUAGUAUUCAGUUGUGAUUUGUUUGCGCAAAUUUUCCUGUUAUUUAAGGCUUUAGUGAUGAAUACUGUCCCGUUUAAGGCAGACAGUAUCCGGCGCCCGGUGCGUUCCGGUAGAGGCAGUGACGGAGUUAGAAAAAAGUUAGCAAAAUUGUGCAUAUGUGUGAUCAUGGUCAGUGUUAUUUUCGGAAAUGGAGGUUUGGUGUUAGCUAGGCCCAAUCGGAGCAAUGUGGCGACGAGUGGAGAACAAGCUGUGAUAUCCGACCAACUAGUGGCGGUGGAUAGUGAAAAUUUCCGUUCGGGUAUGAAUUUCGGUCCUCUAGGACCGAGUGAAAGUCAAUUGAAGCGUUCUGCUGAGCUAGCGUCUAUUGUAUCGUCAACAGUGUCAGCGGACAACAGCGGCGGUUACCAACACGAUACCGGCCACGACAUAUCGGCAGACGGUGACGAUGGUCACGGCGAAGGUCACGAGGUGCAUCGAUAUCCGGUGGCUCAGGUUGAGUUUUCGCGCGUCGAGACGCCGUUCGUUAUCGGUGUGUGGAUUCUAUCAGCCAGUAUAGCAAAAAUUGGCUUCCACAUGACGCCAAAGCUGAGCAAAAUCUUCCCCGAAUCCUGCCUGUUGAUCGUGGUGGGAGUCAUCAUCGGGGUGCUGCUUCGGUACGCCACCAGUCUACACGUGUCGCCGUUGACGCCAAACACUUUCUUCUUCUACAUGUUACCCCCUAUCAUUCUCGAUGCGGGAUAUUUUAUGCCAAAUCGUAUGUUUUUCGACAACAUGGGCACCAUCCUACUAAUGGCUGUGAUCGGUACAAUAUUCAAUAUUGCUACCAUUGGUGUUUCGUUGUGGGCGUGCGGAUUGACUGGUAUUUUUGGAGUAGAUCUUCCAUUUUUGCACGUGUUUUUGUUUUCCUCUCUCAUCUCGGCUGUCGACCCGGUAGCGGUGCUGGCGGUGUUCGAAGAAAUCCAUGUGAAUGAAGUACUGUACAUUGUCGUGUUUGGUGAAUCAUUGCUAAACGAUGCUGUCACGGUUGUGAUGUAUCAUAUGUUCGAGUCGUACAACGAGAUUGGCACACAGAAUAUCGAAGUAAUCGAUAUUGUUUCGGGUGUUGCAUCGUUCUUUGUGGUUGCCGUCGGCGGCACCGUUAUCGGUGUGAUAUGGGGCUUCCUAACCGGGCUUGUCACUCGCUUCACCGAUCACGUGCGAGUAAUCGAACCGAUUUUCAUCUUUGUGAUGGCCUAUCUGGCGUACCUGAAUGCGGAGAUUUUUCACAUGAGUGGCAUUUUGGCAAUCACAUUCUGCGGUAUUACGAUGAAAAACUACGUUGAGCAGAAUGUUUCGCACAAAUCGCACACAACCAUCAAAUAUGCACUGAAAAUGCUGUCGUCUUCAUCGGAAACGAUCAUAUUCAUGUUCCUGGGUGUGGCCACGGUUAACAACCGGCACAUCUGGAAUACCUGGUUCGUUCUACUGACGAUAGUGUUCUGUUCCGUAUUCAGAAUAAUCGGCGUCCUCAUCUUAUCAGCGAUGGCGAACCGAUUCAGGAUACACAAACUGUCUAGAGUAGAUCAAUUCGUUAUGUCUUAUGGAGGCCUUCGCGGUGCUGUGGCAUUCGCUUUAGUGUUGCUAGUCUCGCAAGACCACAUUCCGCUGCAGCCGAUGUUUGUGACGACCACCAUUGCCGUCAUCUACUUUACUGUGUUCCUACAAGGUAUCACCAUUAAACCACUAGUCAGGAUUCUGAACGUGAAACGCUCGAGCAAGCGGAAACCAACAAUGAACGAGCGAAUCCACGAAAGGUUUAUGGACCACAUGAUGGCAGGCGUCGAGGAUAUAGUAGGCAAAACGGGCAAUUACAAUAUUAGAGAUAAGUUUAAACGUUUCGACAAUAGGUUCAUUCGUCCAUACCUGAUUAAAAAUUUACAGGGUCCUGAACCAAAGAUUUUAGAAACCUACUCUAAGCUGACAAUGCGCGAUGCGAUGGACUACAUGCGCCGAAAUCCGUCCACGAUCGGUCAGAUGUCCGGUACCGAAUCUAUGAGUGCUCUGUUCCGAAACUACACCGGCGUCUUCGGUGGAAGGUGCGGAGCGUCAUUUCUGGGAACAUGUCCCAGCUUUUCCAAUUUGGAAAAUUCUACCCGCAACCUGGAUAUGCAGGAAUUGGACUACAACCCGUCGAAGAAAGAUUUGACUGAUGCCAGGAUUCAUCAUUUACUUUCGGUAGAACUGAAACCAUACCGAAGGACUUCAACCAAUUUGCACCGAAGACUCAGCUAUAGUCGUCAUGCAGUGGACGAUCGUGACUUGUCAACGCAGCAGGUCAACUAUAAAAUGCAGAUGAACAUCCGGCGGAUGAUCAGCGAGAAGAAGCAUCACAAGCGGAGUAAGCGCGUCAAGGAUGGCAAGCCGCAGAACCACGUUUCAUUCCCCGAGUUCGCGCAGAAUGGAACCGCCAAACAGUUUGCGAACGAUUACAUUAACGAAGUUCUGCACGAAGACAACGAGGAUGAAGAUAGGCUAGCGGCAGCUCCGGCUGAUGACUGGGAUGGUGGUGGCCUUACGUUCACGGCGAAGUCAUCGCCCGAGAACUCGGCAACUGUGCGACAGGAAGCAACUACCACAACGGCCGGUGAGUGUGGCCCCAACGGUGGUUCCUCGAGUAGUACCGAGGCCACUGCCACGAGUAGUGCCAAAAAUAACUCGUUGAUCGCACACAUCACUAGUCUGCCGGGUUUCGAUCCGACCAAGGCCCGCAUUGUCAAGCACGUCACAAGCAAGUUCACUUCUUCCGCCUCGAACUAUACCAUCAACACGGCGAGCGGUAGCAACAGCAGCGACGCUGUUGCUGCCCUUCCCACCCGGCCACUUGAGCGUCCGGACCGUCUGAUGCCCACGGCGGCCGAGUCGUUCCUUCCUUGGCGGAGGGACAAGUCCUAUCAGAGUUUCGUUGAUGAAGCUGCUGAACCUUCCAAAAUCGAUAAACGUUUUUCAAAGGAAUCAAAAGAUUCCGAAGCAGAGACUCGUGUCACGACACCAACCGCCAUCGAAGCUGUACUACCGUGGAAACGAGACGUCGAAGACGACGAGAGUGGUGCUAUUAAACAAAACGAAUUCCCUUCCUGGGCUUCGAAUAAGGAGUAUUUAGCGUAUAAUUCACCAAGUGCAACAUUUUUAGGUGGCCUAACACAACCUAAACAGGCCAAGUCUGUAAUAGGUCUUUUCCGGCGCGAGAGUUCCGGCUCGGGUGGUAUCGUCAUCGGCGGGGUAACGGAUUCCGAGACAUCGACCCCGGUGAUGGCGACGACGCCGAUCGGUCGUGUCAAGAAGGAUAAACGAUCGGCAUCGAUCGCCGGCUACAUCACCUUCGACGGUUCCGGUGACACCAACGGGGAUCCGCUGGGUGUUUCGAAAGCCGCCGUUCCGCACACCAAUGCCUUCCCGGUAACGGCCAGCCAUAGGCGAAACAACAGACGCGGCUCGAUGCUGGAGCUGACAGGGUUCAACACAUCUGAAUAUGUCGAUUUCACUAUUGUCUCCCAUCGUCGUUUGUCGAUGAAAUGCUGCGAGGCGAUCCCAGAAGAAAAUUACACCAAGUCCCUGCCCGAACGCGACAGAUACGGAGCCCGCAGAGGACCAACUCUAAUCAAGGUCUCGGGAACGCCCAGUAACCGCAAGUCGACCAACCCCCAAACCACCGCACUUCUCUCGUCCAGUUCAACCGACUCCGAGGAAGACGAAGAGGAAGAUGAGGACUGUGGUGACGAACAGCAUCCCAUUUGAGAAAUAUUUAUCUAGGUAGUCUUUAGUCCUCCCGCCGUCACCACCGCUGCCACAUCCCGCCUCGAUAAGCCUCUGCCUUAGUCCACGUACUUAAUGAUUGAAUUAAAAACAAAUACAAGACGAAAGAUAACUCACCCGAAGUCAGCAAGUUCCGCUUCACAGAGAGUGGCGUGGGGUGUGUGCGAGCUGAACGGACGAGGUCUUCUAGUUUUCCAAGCGCUUCCUUCUACGAUGAGUUCGGUGAACCGAAAAAUGGAUGGAUACGCCACUCUCCUAGAGCCGUAGCAGCAAUCAACAUACUCGGUAAUGUUACUCUAGGUUAUGUAAGUAUUUUUUAGCAUAAACUGACGUUAUAUUUUUGGGUUAAUACGGGACAGUAAAGUCAAAAGAUCAUAGAGUAUGUAUUCCUAUUUAUUACAAUGCUAAUUUGAGUAAACAGUGAAACAGGACGGAGUUUUAGACAAAUCAAGGCAAGCAAAAUAAUGAUAGUUAUUGUGAUAGGAGAAGCAUAGUACUUCAUACGUUCUCUAUAUAUAAUUCUUUACUAGAUGCAUCUAAUAGGCCGUUUCAGAAUAGUGUCGUUCUGAGAAAAUCGAUAGGCUCAGUGUAAUCUUUUCAAAGUAAAAUUGCCAUCGAUUGUCAAUCCCAAGAUAAUUCAGCAAUAGGUCUAAUGAUGAAAAUGAGGACAGUUUCGUAAUAGGCCUAUCUUGUCGAACACAACGUCGAUAUGUCUCGUGUUUUAAUCGAAAGAUUUCUUAUAUGUUGCACAACUUUUCAACAAAAACAGGAUAUCUUUGUUCUUAGAAUACACAAAGCGAGUUGGAAGUGUAAGAUUAAUGCAUACAGCUCACAAGGCCCUGAUAGAACCCUCGGGAUUUCUAUGUAAAUCUGGAACCGGUUUACUAAGCUGACCAACAAUAUUAAUGAAUCUUGAAUAAUUUCUCGAUCAUUGGCAGGUAGUUUAGUUGAAAUCGGUUGAAAAACUAGAUCCAAAUAAUCACCGCCUUUUUUCGCCCAGCUACUCAGCACCUCCAUUUGGCGGUCUACGUUUGGUUUCAAGGUACCGAGUACACAACAACGCUUCAAUUCUACGGUCAAGUAAAUUACAAAUAAUGCAAUAACUAUGAUAACUUUCCAAUGGAAUUAUUUUUUUUCCGUUUCCAUCAAACAGCUUUCAACUCAUAAAUCAUUUUAUAUGACGAUUUCAACAAGCAAACUAUGUAUUUGUACUAUAAGUUGGCAUAUUGUCAAAAGUACUCAAAAGUUUAGUGGAGGUGAAAACAUAAAAUCUUGUAUUGCGCUGUUUAGAAUGAUUCUCCUUAAUCCCACCAGACGACAGGGUUUGGCAGCAGACAUUCAAUAUUUUGUCCGGGAACCAGCUUGAAAUCCACUAUAUACAAUGUAUUCUGCUUCAUCGUUCCAUUCCGUGAUUUAGAAGCUUGGAAAAAAAACGAUGAAUUCCUUUUGGUGGAACCGUAUUUUGGCGAUAUCCCGAUCCGACAGAUCUUGGUUUUUCUUGAUCGAGCUCAACAUCUCCUAGCUGAAGAUCCAAACUACCAGCGCGACAUAUGCUUUAAACAUCCGGACUAUAAUCAUGGAGCCACGGUAUAAAUGACAAUUUUCUCCUUUUUCGCGUUAUUUCGAAUUGUCCACUGCGGGUUUUCGGCGUUGGUAGAAUUAAUAGUUUUCUAGUCUACAACCUCGCACAACUUUUUGUUCGUACCGAGACGAAACUGGAACACGUGUACCUCAAAAACAAAUCACUGUCAAAACAAUCCACAUCCAACCACAUGAGGCUGUAGAAUAAAUAACUUAUCCAGAUUCUGGGCGAGUCCGAAUAUAUUUGGUUAAGGACAUGCUGAAUAGAGUCACAAGGUGACAGCUAUCGUUUCUGCUUCUUUUUAUUUCAUCGUCAAAAUCAAAACAUUGCAUUGGCGCGCACGACAAAAUCGUUUUUAACUCAAAUGUCUUAUCUCAGAUUGCUUAGAAAUUGUAUCACUGUAUGUAAGCAUGUUAGCACAUGCAGAUGAAUAGAUUCUCUUCACGGAAUUUCGAUUAGUGUGGGAAAUUGGUAUUUUUUCAUUUUUCAAAACUAAUGAAACACGUGGUACAAAAAUCAGUCAGCUGAUUGCUGAACGAUACGCUUGUGUGCGUGCCAUCUCCUAUCGGUAUAGUACGUUCUAGCCGCACACAGAUGCUGAACGUAACCGGAACAUAGUCGAACAUAACCGAACCUUUAGUGUGAUUUUGGCAUCGCUUCACCUUAAGUUAGAAAAAGCUCAAGACAGUGCCUGCAGAAAAUACUAUGAAGACUUCUAGGCACAUUCUAUGAUACUGCCUAGCUAUCUCUAGCAACAGGCUAUUUGGAAUAGUUUCCGAAGAUGCCAAAGAAACUUCUCCGCGUGAGCAAAUCAGGUUCUUUAGGACACUGAACUGUUCUGAAAUAUGGGCGAUGUCCCCACAGGCGCUUCACAAAAGAACUAUUAUAAGGCUGUGAACCAUUUGGCGAUUUUUUUAACCUUCAAAAAAAUCAAAAAAAAAAAUUUGACAGUUCGAAAGUUAUUUUCUCUUGAAUGGAAAAAUUUAACCGAGAGAGCGAACCAUUUCAAAAGUUGACAUAUGGAUAGUUAUUUAGAAUUGACAGCUGCGAUCACCACAAGUUGGUACAGGUGUGAACAUUUGUCCAUAUUUUAAAAUUAGUUUUUUCUUAUUGCAUUAAGUAUGACAGUCAUAGCCUCGAAAAGUAAACAUCCACAUCAUGAAAUAACCCAAACAAAUCAUAACACAACACGUUAUCGUUUCCAUCUUUAUCCCUUAAUUUUGUAUUGAAAAAUAUUGACAACCUCAAUUAGGUACAGAAAAUGUUUCCACCUUUUUAUUCUGCAUCAUGGGCAACAUUUUAACCAUCGAGCUGUCAAAUUUAACUAUCGCUGUGUCAAUUUUAAUCAUGCUCCAGAGUAGGGUUAUUUUGCAAAUAACUUUCGAAGUGUCAGAUUUUAACUAAAAGUUAAAAAUUUCACCAAAUGGUUCACAGCCUAAGAGUCGUAAUAUAUAACUGGUCCGAUUUUUUCCGAAAAGUUUGUUACUAGUUACCUGCAGAAAGAUAUCUAGAAAAAUUGCGAUAUAGUCGCUAAACUUGCGUUUCUUCUCUAUUUUUCUCGUGAAUCGCACAGAAUUUACUUGGUGGUAGCGAUGACGCUCGGAAUCUAAGUCGAUCUCGGACAACCUGUUAAUACUCUCACUUUUAGUUGUCUUUUCAUUUCUCAUUCUAAACCUCUUCUUACGGUCCACCGAAAUACUGAAAUGAAUUUGAAAUGUUUGCGAUAUUUGCACGUGGGGCGAAUCACAAAAAACAAAAAUAAAAUUUUUCAAAGAUUUCAGUAUUUUUUAUUAAAAAUAUUUUUAACAAAACAACGUCAAAGAAUAUUGGAGAAAGGGCCUUGGUCAGCUGUACGACGCAACUUAGUCGCGAUGCUCUCACAAGAGCGCUGGACGCCACUGACGUCCAUCUUCCGGAUACAAUUCCUGAUCCUGGUGGUUAAGUGCUUCGUAUCCUUGGCCCGCCAAUUAUUCUUGUACACUAGGGCACUGUGGGAGCCGAAAAAAUCCUCAAUGAGACGGCACUGGGGCAAGUUGGUCGGAUUCCUUCCCGAUCAGAAUGAAAUAACAAGAUUAUAACAGCACACUUUUUGUAACAUGCUGUGUUAUAAAUUAGGUCUUGUUAGUAGUUAAAAUAACAGAAAUUUAUAACAAGUAACAAUGCGAGAGAUAGUUUUGAAAUAUAUCUGUUAUGUAUUUCUAAUCCGGUUUCUUUCGGCACGUACGGUAUCUUUUUCUCCUCAAGAUACUCCAGCGUCUUCUUGGCGUAAUGAGAAGACGCCUUGUCCGGCCAGAAGACGUACUUCCCAUUUGCAUGAUGCUCCUAUAAGAGCGGCAGAAGAUUUUUCUUAAAACACUUCUCCUGGUACACUUGUUGAUUGAUGGCCAGACCGCUCGGCUUGAACCACGGCUUUGAAAUCCCUCUGUCCGAUAUGGGGAUGUACAGCAUAACUUUUUUCAAAUUUAUGCUUAAACUUAGAUUUUACUUCGCGGGGUGUGGCCGACUUGUCGCUGGAAUAGCAACUGUCAUUUCCUGGAAUGUGGGUCUUCGAAAGUGGUCUACCGUAAACUUUUUUUCUACAAUGACCAUGUGUUUCGCAAAACCGUACAACACACUCGCGGAGUGCUUGCUGUUUCGACGCCAUCUUUGAUACUGACAGCACCCGAGCGAAAAGAAACAUGCCACCCAUUUCUAGGGAGUCCAGAGAGCAUUUCUCUUGGAGAGAAAUGAGCUCUUAAAUUUAAUUACAGAAAGGUAUUGAAAUCAUUCUCACUUUAGAAACAGUUUCUUAGAGUGCCCACACUCAGAAAGUUGGUAUGGGAAGAUUUUUUGCGAGAAUUCAAUAGCAACAGAUGUUGAAACAUUUAUUUUUAACAAUUCACAAAAAACUUCAACCGAGCCUAUCGACCAUAAUCAGGAUCCAAAAGUAGAUGGAAAAAAGCCUUAGAAUAGAGAAACUUUCUAUAGCAGCCCAACGUGUAUUUAGUAGCUUAGAAUGAAACGAAAGGCAUCACUGCGCCACCCCGAU